AAAUUAUUCAUGAAUAUGAAUCCCAAUAGGAAAAAAUAUUCAUGAAUGUAACCCCUGAAAAUCUAAAUCCAAAUCCUAAUCGGAACCCUAGUGCUCCAACUAGAUCCGAAAUUGAAGAAAAUUCUAGUGCUCCCAGAACAUCUAGAGUCUUCGGUUCUAGAACAUACCAGUUAGGAGGAAGAUAUCCCAUACCUCAAGCAACACUUGAGUAUAGGGGAAAGAACAGAGAAAGGAUACAAUUUGGUAAAAAAAUAGAGAUUGACCCAAACCAAUUACUUGCUGCAAAACAACAAGGGACUAUUCUAGAAUUACCAAGUUGGAAUCCACAGCUUUGGGCAGAAAUAAUAGAUCAAUGGGAAAGAGACGCUUGCCGAGCAUGGAUCAAUCGAUCUAUGGAUGGUGAGAUGUUCGAAUUCCUAGAAACCCUUCUAGGCCCCACUGUAGAAUUGUACUGGAAUACCUUUAAGAGAGAGAACCCAACCUUAGUUGCUGAAACACAAGACUUGGGGGAAAAUCCAUACAAUUUUACAUCUUUAAUCAAAAAGAUGUUCUUAGGAUCUGAUGUAACUGUUGAUUCCGAAAGAGCUUUGCAAAAUAAAGCUAUUGAGGAACUUGAGUUAGAAGAAGAGGUUGAACAGGUACAGCCUUCAAAACCUGUAAAUCAAAUAAACAUCCCUGCAUCAAAUGAAGAACAAUUAAUCAGAGAUGUAGAAAAAUUGUCUCUAUUGCAAGAAAUGAAAUCAAUGACCAAAACACUCAAUGAAAAGGAUGAGUACAUCUUGCAAUUAGAAGAACAGAUAAAAUUUCUCCACCAAAGAACAAAGGAACUGGAGAACCAAUUAGCAAAACUUCCACUCAAAGGAAAAGAUGCUAAUGAACCAACAGCAUAUAAAGAAGAACAAAUCUCUACUUUAUCGGCUAAUGUUCCAACAAACCCUAAAGAUCCAAAUACCCUACUUAGCAUACUGUGUUCAAUCACCUUCAAAAAUGGAGAAGCAAAAGAAUUCUUAGGAAUGAUUGAUACAGGAGCAUCUAAAUCUCACAUCCUUGAAACAGAAAUCCCGAGUUCUCAAGUCUCAACAAUGAAAGCUGUUUAUGGAACUCAAAUGGAUGGAACUCAACUCAAAUAUGAUAAAUGUCUAAAGGAUGCAAAAAUUUCUUUCUGGGAAUGGGGAUCAGGAAAUUUUGGAGAAAAGUACACCUUACCUCAAAUGGAUCACAGUCCACUUGACAGGCAAGAAUUUGAGGUUCAAAUAAAAGAGCUUGUAGCCUUAGGAGUCAUAAAGCAUUCCAAUUCUAGACAUUCCUCUGCAGCAUUCAUGAUCAAAAUGGAAAAAGAAUCCAUUCCAUGGACCGCCUUCACUUGUCCCGAAGGACAUUUUGAGUGGCAAGUCAUGCCAUUUGGAUUAAAAAAUGCACCUUCAAUUUUCCAAAGAAAGAUGGAUCAGAUAUUCAAAAAAUAUUCUGAUUUCGUCUUAGUUUACAUAGAUGAUAUUCUAGUCUUCAUCAAAACUGAGACUGAGCAUAUCAAACACCUACAGGAUCAAAAUGAGACGCUCGACUUCAGGCAAAGCCAGCGAUAAAGGCAACACCUCUAGAGCUAGGUCCUGUACAGAAGGUCUCAAUUUGGAUCCAGUUGCUGAUAAACUUCUGAACAACAUUCAGGAGAGCUUCGGCAAUUUGAACCUUUUUGAGAAUAAUUUAAAAACUUUAGC
Rubroshorea leprosula is the source of this 1715-nucleotide messenger RNA. Lineage: Eukaryota; Viridiplantae; Streptophyta; Magnoliopsida; Malvales; Dipterocarpaceae. The record is from the annotation of a GenBank genome assembly.